UAAAGUGACUUCAAGAUACACAGCAAUGACAAGAAAAAAUAAGUAGUAGAAAAAUAAAUUUCAAGCUACAAACCUAUGCAGUUAAGAGGAGGAAAUAAGAUUGUGCUGAAAAAAGAGAGGUUUGGGAAAGCGAGCAGAAGGCUACAGCAAUACAAAGACUGUGCAGUGAACACCUGACAUAAUAUUUGAAUUAUAAAUAUAAAAGAAUGGCAAGUCCUCUACUUCGCUAUCCUAGAUCACACACAGGGGAGAAGUUACAUCAGUGUAUGGAAUGUGGGAAACAAUUUAAUAGGAAAAGUUCUCUUACUAUACAUGAACGGACCCACACAGGGGAGAAGCCCUAUAAAUGCAUGGAAUGUGGAGCAAGCUUCAGUUAUAGUAAGAAUCUGCGUAUCCAUCAGAGGAGGCACACAGGGGAGAAGCCACAUAAAUGCAUAGAAUGUGGAAAGAGCUUCAGUCGGAGGGACAGUCUACGUUCCCAUCAAAGGACCCACACAGGGGAGAAGCCACAUAAAUGCAUAGAAUGUGGAAAGAGCUUCAGUCGGAGGGACAGUCUACGUUCCCAUCAAAGCACCCACACAGGGGAGAAGCCAUAUGAAUGCAUGGAAUGUGGAGAAAGCUUCAGUCUCAGUGGAAAUCUACAUUCCCAUCAAAGGAAGCACACAGGGAAGAAGCCACAUAAAUGCAUGGAAUGUGGAGCAAGCUUCAGUGAGAGAAGCAGUCUACGUUCCCAUCAAAGGAAGCACACAGGUGAAAAGCCAUAUAAAUGCAUGGAAUGUGGAGCAAGUUUCAGUGAGAGAAGCAGUCUACGUUCCCAUCUAAGGACCCACACAGGGGAAAAGCCAUAUAAAUGCAUGGAAUGUGGAGCAAGCUUCAGUCAGAGAACCAGUCUACGUUCCCAUCUAAGGACCCACACAGGUGAAAAGCCAUAUAAAUGCAUGGAAUGUGGAGAAAGCUUCAGUGAGAGAAGCAGUCUACGUUCCCAUCUAAGGACCCACACAGGGGAGAAGCCACAUAAAUGCAUGGAAUGUGGAGCAAGCUUCAGUCAGAGAAGCAGUCUGCGUACUCAUCAAAGGACCCACACAGGGGAAAAGCCAUAUAAAUGCAUGGAAUGUGGAGAAAGCUUCAGUUAUAGUAACAAUCUGCGUACCCAUCAGAGGAGGCACACAGGGGAGAAGCCACAUAAAUGCAUGGAAUGUGGAGAAAGCUUCAGUCAGAGGGACAGUCUACGUUCCCAUCAAAGGACCCACACAGGGGAGAAGCCCUAUAAAUGCAUAGAAUGUGGAAAGAGCUUCAGUCGGAGUGACAAACUACGUUCCCAUCAAAGGACUCACACAGGGGAGAAGCCACAUAAAUGUAUGGAAUGUGGAAAGAGCUUCAGUCGGAGGGACAAUUUGCGUACCCAUCAAAGGACCCACACCAGGGAGAAGCCACAUAAAUGCAUAGAAUGUGGAGAAAGCUUCAGUCGCAGUGGCAGUCUACGUUCCCAUCAAAGGACCCACACAGGGGAGAAGCCAUAUAAAUGUAUGGAAUGUGGAAAGAGCUUCAGUUAUAGUAACAAUCUGCGUACCCAUCAAAGGACCCACACAGGGGAGAAGCCACAUAAAUGUAUGGAAUGUGGAAAGAGCUUCAGUCAGAGUGGCAAUCUACGUUCUCAUCAAAGGACCCACACAGGGGAGAAGCCACAUACAUGCAUGGAAUGUGGAAAGAGCUUCAGUCACCGUGAGAGUCUGCGUACCCAUCAAAAGAUCCAUACAGGGAAACCACAUAAAUGCAUGGAAUGUGGAAAGGGCUUCAGUCAGAGUGCGAGUCUGCAUACCCAUCAAAGGAUCCAUACAAAGGAGAAGCCACAUAAAUGCAUGGAAUGUGGAAAGAGCUUCAGUCACAGUGCGAGUCUGCGUAUCCAUCAAAGGACCCACACAGGGGAGAAGCCACAUAAAUGCAUGGAAUGUGGAAAGAGCUUCAGUCAGAGUGGACAUCUGCAUUCCCAUCAAAAGACCCACACAGCGGAGAAGCAACAUAAAUGCAUGGAAUGUGGAAAGAGCUUCCAUCAGAUUACAAAUCUGCGUAUCCAUCAAAGAACGCACACUGGGGAGAAGCCACAUACCUGCAUGGAAUGUGGAAAGAGCUUCAGACACAGUAUGACUCUGCAUAUCCAUCUAAGGACACACACAGGAGAGAAGCCACAUAUAUGCAUGGAAUGUGGAAAGACCUUUAGUAACAGUGCGGGUCUGCAUACCCAUCAAAGAACCCACACGGGGGAAAAACCACAUAAAUGCAUGGAAUGCGGAAAGUGUUUCAGCCAGUGGCACCAUCUGCAUUUUCAUCAAAGGAUACACACAGGAGAGAAGCCACAUAAAUGCAUGCAAUGUGGAAAGAGCUUCAGUCGGAGUGGAAAUCUGUGUAUCCAUCAAAGAACACACACAGGAGAGAAGCCACAUAAAUGCAUGGAAUGUGGAAAGAGCUUCCGUCACAGUACAAGUCUGCGUAUCCAUCAAAGGAUCCACACAGGAGAGAAGCCACAUAAAUGCAUAGAAUGUGGAAAGACCUUUAGUAACAGUGCGGGUCUGCAUACCCAUCAAAGAACCCACACAGGGGAAAAACCACAUAAAUGCAUGGAAUGCGGAAAGUGUUUCAGCCAGUGGCACCAUCUGCAUUUUCAUCAAAGGAUACACACAGGAGAGAAGCCACAUACAUGCAUGCAAUGUGGAAAGAGCUUCAGUCGGAGUGGAAAUCUGCGUAUCCAUCAAAGAACCCACACAGGAGAGAAGCCACAUAAAUGCAUGGAAUGUGGAAAGAGCUUCCGUCACAGUACAAGUCUGCGUAUCCAUCAAAGGAUCCACACAGGAGAGAAGCCACAUAAAUGCAUGGAAUGUGGAAAGAACUUCAGUGAGAGACAAUAUCUGCGUUCCCAUCAAAGGAUCCACACAGGAGAGAAGCCACAUAACUGCUUGGAAUGUGGUAAGAGCUUCAGUUACAGUGCGAGUCUGCAUACUCAUCAAAGGACCCAUACCGGGGAGAAGCCACAUAAAUGCAUGGAAUGUGGAAAGAGCUUCAGUCAGAGUGGACAUCUGCGUUCCCAUCAAAGGACCCACACAGGGGCGAAGCCACAUAAAUGCAUGGAAUGUGGAAAGAGCUUCAGUCAGAAUGAACACCUGCGUUCCCAUCAAAGGACCCACACAGGGGAGAAGCCUCAUAAAUGCAUGGAAUGUGGAAACAGCUUCAGUCAGAGUUCAAGUCUGCGUACCCAUCAAAGAACCCACACAGGAAGAGAAGCCACAUAAAUGCAUGGGAUGUGGAAAGAGCUGCACACAAGGUUCAGCAUGCAUUAGACAUCAAAGGACACACACACAGCUAGAGGAGACCUGCCUGCAUGUUUCCUAGUUCUACUGAAAAAUUUCCCCACUCAAGGGUUCCAGGCAGAAAAAAAAACGGACAGAAAAAGGAAGGCCUCCACCUUGCUCCUUAUCUGUCAUGUACAGCAGUGUGUGUGUUCUGGCUUGACUGCUUCUGGGGAUGAUCUUUAAAGGCUUUCUGAAAUGAGCAGCAACUGAGAUCUCAUGAGAAAAGUGUUCUGGAAAAGAAUAGUUCUUUUGUAGCAGAUAACGUCAUAAAUCUUGCCCUGGAUCUAGGCUUUGUUGCCCCUCGAAUAGAAUUCUGGACUCGGGCCUUGUUCCUAUAAUCCUGUUCUGGACUCCAUUAUACCCUGAGUUGUUGACUUUAAAUUCUGGACUGACUGCUUGGCUUGAUUUAAGGACUUGGACUUCAUCCCUGACUCUCUGGCUUGACUUUGGAAUUCUGACUUCGUUUUGUACUCUUGCAUUCUUGGUGGUUAUUUUGUGAUCUGUGGUGACUGCAUUCCUGACAUCUGACUGUUGGAAUUUGGCCUUGGCAAAUAUCAGUAAAUUGGGUGGUUAUACUUUUCAUUGUAAGCUGCUUUGGAUCUCCUUCAGGAGAUAUAAAGCAGACUAUAAAUAAAUAUAGUAGUAGUAAUAGUAGUAGUAGUAGUAGUAGUAAUGAUAAUAAUAAUUGCUUAGAGUAAUCCCUGUUAAUAAUUGAGACUGUUCAGUCACUACCAUUGGCAAAGUGUCCAUUAGGAUACACAGCAUCUCUCCCUAAGUUUAGAAAAUGGAAGACAAAGAAUGAUGACGUCAGCUGAUGAAGAUUCUUGAAUCUGUUGAGAUAAACAAAUCUUCAAAGUUGAGAAAGGGAAAUAUUUGUCUAGAUGCAAGUGAGAUUGGGAGUUACUAAUUCACUAGUUAUAGCAAUGAGGGAACAUUUGUUUAUUGUGGGUUUUAGGAAUUAGUUUAAAACAAUUAAAAUCAAAAAGUAAACAUAGAACAGCUUUUAAAGGGAGUAAAGAGAGAUAAAAAUCAGCAUGCAACAAGAGUUUUGUAGAUUCAUUUUUCUAUUAAUUUUGUUCUUCUGUAGGUAUGUGGCAUUGAGUCUUUUAUGUUUCUUAAGUAGCCCUUUUUUAAAAAAAAAUGCCAACAUUGUAAUUUGUAUGAACAUGUUUUAGUUUUACUUUCGUGUCUUUGAAUCAGAAUUAUACCAGUAGGAGCAUUGUGUCUAUACCCAAGGAAGUCACAGCCUCCUUUCUUCUGCUGUCUUGAGACCUCACCUGGACUAACCCUGUCUCUGUUUCUCAGUAGCAGAAUUCAAGAUGGAUAUUGACAGGUUAAAAUAUCUCCAGAGACAGGAUGUAGAGAAGGGCUGAGAGAGACAGCUGGGUAGGUUUAGCUUGGAGAAAAGAAGGAAGGGCUUCUCCCUCGGCAGGGAGGGAGGAGUCGGCCACCCAAUGUUUUUGGGUUAAUAGGACCCCCCGACUGUCAGGUAGAAAAAGAUGGAGUAGAUAGGAGUGUGUUCCACAGAAUUCCAGUGUGUGACCAUACAGUUCUCAGUAGAUAUGUGUUCACAGCACAGUACUCUAAAGGGAAACAGAGAAGAUGAUCCUAGAGGGACAGCUGAGGCAUUUCCUGUCCUCUGGAGGGAAGCAUGGGAGGGGCUUGUAUGUGCCCUUCCUUCUCUGCCAUGUGACUUCCUGUCUGCCAUUUGUUGGAGGCCUUGCCCUAAGUGUCAGCAUGUGUAAUCCAUCACCAUCCUUGUGUGUUUGUGAGUAUCUUUGUAUAUGAAGAGAAGACCUGUAAAUAGUUAUGAGUAGCAAAUAAAUCAAGAAUAAAACCUCCAAGGACUUUGGAUGAAA
Anolis carolinensis (green anole) is the source of this 5203-nucleotide messenger RNA. RefSeq names its product zinc finger protein 709. Bases 207 to 3284 code for a protein of 1025 amino acids. NCBI's taxonomy places the organism in Eukaryota, Metazoa, Chordata, Lepidosauria, Squamata, Anolidae. The record is from RefSeq and is a predicted model, not a curated record. The transcript has 3 exons. Gene Ontology annotation, biological process: regulation of transcription by RNA polymerase II. Gene Ontology annotation, molecular function: DNA-binding transcription factor activity, RNA polymerase II-specific; RNA polymerase II cis-regulatory region sequence-specific DNA binding.